ACUCGAAAUUCCACCCCACACAGCGUCAUUCUCACUUUGACACACACAGCGCAGGUACCAUAUCCCCCGCCAGGCACCCAAAUUCGACCAUCCAGGGCGCCCGGAUUGUUUGAACACCCCAAAACGCACUCCCCACUGUCAUUUCAACACCGCCCAUAUACACUAAGCCAAGAUGCCACCCAAAGGCAAGGGCGAGCAGCCCAAGGUGAAGAAGGUCGCCGUAGACAAGACCUUUGGUAUGAAAAACAAGAAGGGAGGAGCCGCCCAGAAACAGAUUGCCCAGCUCAAAGCGACCACUGCAUCGGGAGGCACGCCUGACGAGAAGCGCAAGGCGGCAGAGAAGGCGCAGCGUGAGAAGGACAAGGCGGCGGCAGAGGCAGCCCGCAAGGAAACCGCCGAACUCUUCAAGCCCGUACAAAUCCAAAAGGUGCCUUUCGGAACCGACCCCAAGACUGUCUUGUGCCAGUUUUUCAAGAAAGGAAACUGCGAAAAGGGCAAGAAGUGCAAGUUUAGCCAUGAUCUGAAUAUCGAGCGCAAGACCGAGAAGAGGAGUUUGUACACCGACACCAGAGAUGAAGACAAGGAGGCCGAGGAGGAGCGGCGGAAGAAGGAUAACAUGGAUGAUUGGGAUGAAGACAAGCUGCGACAGGUCGUUCUAAGCAAGCACGGCAACCCGAAGACGACGACGGAUAAAGUGUGCAAGUACUUCAUCCAAGCUAUCGAGGAUCAGAAGUAUGGUUGGUUCUGGGUGUGUCCCAACGGAGGCGACAAGUGCAUGUACAAGCACUCUCUACCACCUGGUUUCGUCAUCAAGACCAAGGAACAGCGCGCCGCCGAGAAGGCCUUGAUGGCCAACUCCCCGCUCAACACCCUCACCCUCGAAGACUUCCUCGAGUCCGAACGCCACAAGCUCACCGGCAAUCUCACACCGGUCACGCCCGAGACAUUCGCCAAAUGGAAGAAAGAACGUAUCGACAAGAAACAAGCCGAGGAAGAGGCCAAGAAACUCAAGGAUGCCACUGGUCGUGCUAUGUUCGAAAAGGGCGACUGGGCACAAGACAGCGAUGCGGAUAGUGAUGAUGAGGACGAUGGAGACGCGUGGAAUUUGGAGACUAUGAGGAAGGAGACUGAGGCGGCGAGGGCAAAGAAGGAAGAGGAGAGGAUGGCUGCUCAACUUGAGAAAAUGGUUGUAUCUUGAGGGAUGCACUUCUAUCUCGGAACGAAGACUAUUGGAGAGAGAGCGAUAAGGCGGGAAGAGCUCGCUGGCUGCCACACAAUGCUGCAACAGCUUGCGGGGCAUUGCCGGGACCCGGCUUCGAUUGAAGCAUGUGGAGGCAAAAGAUUGACUUGAGCGAUCGUCGCAUCAUGAGCAUGUUUGGCCGUGUCUGGGCUUCAGCGUUUAUGCGGCAUGGCUUGGAACACAUGCAGAGCUUAGUCGGCUUUGUGUGUCUGGCGCUGGCGUCUGGGUUCUGGUAUUAUUACAUAUAUAUACAUACAUGGCUGUACGAAUACACGGCUAAGUUCGCCUGGGCAAGUCGUAAGCGACUUGCGCUGUGGUAGUGACUUCAAGGAAUGCAUUCGAU
Alternaria alternata is the source of this 1583-nucleotide messenger RNA. RefSeq lists its product as hypothetical. Gene Ontology annotation, molecular function: metal ion binding; mRNA binding. Gene Ontology annotation, cellular component: cytosol. The transcript is spliced from 3 exons. The coding region runs from base 173 to 1198 and encodes 341 amino acids. The record is from RefSeq and is a predicted model, not a curated record. Gene Ontology annotation, biological process: cytoplasmic translation. Lineage: Eukaryota; Fungi; Ascomycota; Dothideomycetes; Pleosporales; Pleosporaceae.